Exophiala dermatitidis NIH/UT8656 is the source of this 1127-nucleotide messenger RNA. RefSeq lists its product as uncharacterized. The coding region runs from base 484 to 825 and encodes 113 amino acids. The transcript has 2 exons. The record is from RefSeq and is a predicted model, not a curated record. NCBI's taxonomy places the organism in Eukaryota, Fungi, Ascomycota, Eurotiomycetes, Chaetothyriales, Herpotrichiellaceae.
CGUCCGUGAGCCCACGCCCUCGACCCAUGGGUAUGGACAGGAUACAAAGUAGUCCCGGACUUUCAUUCGUACAGCAUGAGCGAGCAUCAAUACGGGGAAUGUGAAGAUAAUAUCCUCCUCUCACUACUACUCGACUUGAGCUUGCGCUUGUUGUGGAGAUACAUCAUAUCCGCCGGAAAGUUGAAGACACGUGGUGGGUCAGUUUGGGAAUCCUGGAGUUUGGCGCCGAGCUGCCAGUGAAAGAAGAAGCCCAUAUGCUGUACUACAGUUGUAUACCCACUGUAUGUCCCCGCGUGGGGUGAAUUCAAGGUUGAUGGAGGCCAUACGAGUCAGUCCACGGUGUCCGCGGGGCCCGGCCGUCGCUAUCACUUGCUUUCUCUACUUGAAGGAGAAGGAUUUUCAGCAGAACCUGGGGACGCCGGGUCGGAAAGUUGCAAACGACUCCUUGACCUUGAUUGCUUACAUGUGCGAGUACCAUGGAGAAUGCUAAGAGUAUUCUUGGGCCGUUAUGGAAAUGUGAGCUCUUUGAUACCAGCACAGUCCUGUACAAACAGACAUGGGAGACGACAUACAGGACUACCAACGUCUAACUUGGCCUGCUUCCCUGCACGUCUCCAUUGGGCAUCCCGGUUCGCCAUCCAUGCGAAUGGUGCUGUAGACUAUCGAGGGACAUCGAAGGUCCUAUGUUCAUUUUACCUUCUUCGGGACCCACUAAUAUUAAAUCUGACCUUUUUUUUGUCUUGGCCACACCACUGUUAUACAGUCAAAGAUGCCAUGCACUGCAGCUCUACAAGGUACUCUCUACACAGGAUUCCGACAACUUGAACACUGUACAACUCAUUCAGCGGACCGGAUCCUGUGGACAGUCAUAUGUGCCGGGAACUUCAUCUGUUCAAUAAUGUCUGCCUUUUUGACCGCAUAACUUCACCUCUCUCGAGAUCUACCAGCCACAUAAUCAACAGCUCUACAGAGCUGUGCUGUCAUAGUCUAUCUGUUUUCCUAGUCUAAAAAUAAGUCUAAAAAUAAGCCACCACGCCACGGCCAUGCAUAAUAAUAAGUGACAGAGACUAAAAAUGCAAAAACAAACCCCAAAAUGUGACGACGGCAGGGGUCGAACCUGCAAUCUC